AUGUCCAAAGCAUCCAUUUCCAGUGUUGUAAUAGCCGGUGGCACCGGACGCCUCGGUCCAUCAACCAUCAAGCAUUUGUUGCAGAACGGGUUCAACGUCAGCGUGCUGACUCGCGACCCCUCAUCAGCAAAGCUUCCCGAGGAAGUCCAAGUCAUCAAAGCAGAUUACACUUCGGCCGAGACCCUCACUCCCAGCCUAACAGGACGCAGUUUUGAUGCGAUAGUCAUCAUCCUCAAUCGACUCGCUUACGAUGCAUCGAUCAUCACAUUACAAGCAGCUGUCAACGCUGGUAUUUACCGAGCUAUCCCGUCUUACUUUGGCGUGUCGAUGGAUAAUCCCGAGAUCGCCAACAUGCCUUUCAUGAGGACAAAGCUCCCGGUGUAUAGGGACGUUGAAGACAAAGCCUCAAAGGGCCUAAUCACGUAUACUGGUAUAAACACCGGCAUGUUCCUUGACUGGGUUCUCGAUGAAGAUAUCUUUGUCGGACUAUCGGGUAAAAUUCCCACCCGCGUGGCAGAUGGCGGGGACAUACCAAUGUCCGCGAGUACCCUUGACGACAUCGGAAAGGCCAUCGCAGCAGUCCUGUCGAAACCUGAAGAGUCCGUCAACAAAGUCUACUACAUGCAUACAGUGGUGAUGACACAGAACCAAGUCUUGGACUACGCUCGUCAAGCUGCCCCGGAAAAAGAGUUUGUUGUCGAGCAAGUUGAUACAGCAGUCCUGGUUGAAGCUGCGUGGAAGAGAUGGGACCAGGGCAUUAGAGACCGCAUUUCGACGCGAGACUUUGUCAUACGAGCGAGCUAUGGUCUAGGUAAUGGAUUCUUUCACAAAACAGAUAAUGCGUUUUUGGGUAUUCGGCAGUGGGAUGAUGAAGAGCUUAAGAAGGAGAUCUUUCGACGAGUGCAGGGAAAUCAACCCAUCGUUUGA
Fusarium pseudograminearum CS3096 is the source of this 927-nucleotide messenger RNA. RefSeq lists its product as uncharacterized. The transcript has 2 exons. Bases 1 to 927 code for a protein of 308 amino acids. The record is from RefSeq and is a predicted model, not a curated record. NCBI's taxonomy places the organism in Eukaryota, Fungi, Ascomycota, Sordariomycetes, Hypocreales, Nectriaceae.